Molecule: messenger RNA, 1878 nt
Organism: Lactuca saligna
Lineage: Eukaryota; Viridiplantae; Streptophyta; Magnoliopsida; Asterales; Asteraceae
Source: the annotation of a GenBank genome assembly
AUUGCAUCUCACCUGAAAAUUUCAUUCAUUGCACACCUUCCCCAUAACCAUUAUAAACACUUAAACCUACACAAUCAAGAUAAUAUUCUUUUUUGAACAUUAUGAUCGAAAAUUAUAUUAACGACAAUAACUUUAUUAUUAGAAAUAUAAAAAGUAUAUUUUCAAUAUAACAACUUCUGUUUUAUACAAUAACUUUUAUAUUAGAAAACAACCGACUAAUUAAAUUUCGCACCGUCCGAUCAUGUCCAACCUUACCUUUAUUCCACUCCAGUCUUGUCACUUUGUCUCUUCAGCUUUAAAGAGAGAAGUGAUGUUCGUUUUUUCUGUUUGAAUAUACACAAUUUGUAUGUGUGAAUUAUGAUUGAGGAAACGUGCAUAAGCGGAUGUGAAAGCACUGAAGAGGUUUCAGCAAUGGAGGUUUCAAAUUCCCAUGGAGACGCACGGCGGAGUAGAGAUACAGAUGUUACGAGCUCUGGCACCGGUAAGAGAAGAAGAUUGGAUUCUCAAGCUCAGGAGAAUGUGUUUCUGCUUCAGUAUCAGUCUCGACGUGAAAUUGACGUCAAUCUCCAUGAGAAUGUUGUUUUGACGGCGGUGUCUGGUGUUUCUGAUCAUGUUUCGUCGUUUAUCUGCUCUAUCAAUGAUGAUUCGAGACCAGAUCUGAAGGUGGAAUGUCUUUCCGAAACCGAAAUCUUCAUGUCCAGUAACGACGGUUUCAGUAGAGAGACAUCUGCAUCGAGCGUGGUUUCAUUAGAAUCAGAAGAAAUGGAGUCGUUAUCCACCUCUACUCCAAAGAAGAAGAAGACCUCAACAGCAAACGAAGCUACUUCCGGUCAUAAACCACCACUGGAAAAGUCUCCUUCUCCGGCUGAGCUUGAAGAAUUUUUCUCGGAAGCGGAAAAGUACGAACAGAAACGUUUCACAGAAAAGUACAACUAUGAUAUCGUGAAAGAUGUUCCAAUGGAAGGAAGGUACCAAUGGGUUCGAUUAAAGCCAUAAUCGAUGGAUCCAUGACCUGUCAAAUUGAAAGACAUAUCAUCUAGUUCUUGAUUAUUCCCUUCUUCUACUAAUUUCGAAUUCUAAUUUCUGUAACUAUUUUCCCUUUUGGGGUUUGUUAACUGUUAUCACAACAAUUUAGGCUUUAUCUCGUAUGCUAACCACUCUUCUCUCAUCUCUCCAUCGUUAGAAGCUUCUUCCUCUGCAACAUAACUAUCAAACGAUUCUACAUUCUCUCUCCUCGCCGACUGUAAUUUUGUGGGGUAUAUUUGGGACAACAUACAAAUCCUUGCAGCCUGCCACAAAUCCGGGUAUAAAUCUUUUCCUACAGUAAAAAUCUUUCACCCCUAAAAAAAUUUCUCCUUAUUUUUCUUUUUAUAAAUAAUUUGUGAUCAUCGUUUUCACAUGAAAGAAUCUUGUACAACAUGAUGAUGGUUAUAAAAGUUCCCUUUUUUGUGAAGGGUCUUUUGCAUCAAGCCUUUUGUGUUUUUUGAUCAUUUCAUCUCGUGUUCCUUUGGUGUCAUGUGCAGUUAUUUGAGUUAUUCUGCCUACAUUCAUUGCUUUUCCAUUUUUGGCAUUUAAGCUUUUGAGAUUCUUUCGAUUACAUGUUCAUGCAUCUUUAUCGAGGCUUUAUAUCUGUAUCGAUAUAAAGCAAGGGGUUUUAAAGGUGUAUUUUACGUGAAUCUAGUGAGUUAAUUAAAUUAUAAUAUAAAGUUUUAUGUUAAAAAAAAAAAUGGAAAAUAAGCGAAGGCACGUGCUUUGAUUGUGCUUCGGAUCUGAUGUAACGAUUAUACUUUGAAUGCCCCAAUGGCAAAUUCCAGACCCGUGAAGGAAACAUUCUUGCUACCUCCAUUAUUUUCUUUCUAAUUAAAUAAUUUAAAAAAA